AUUUGUAAAUUGUCUUGAGUCUUUACGAACAAAUCCCUAUCCUGCAUACCGCCAUCGUCUCUUUCUCGUCGUCGCCGGCGACGCCUCCCGCCGCCGCCGAGGAUGCCAGUGAGGGUGGUCGACACCGCAACCCCAUCCUCCCAGCCCACCUCAGGUCAAGAUGCAAAUGCUGGGCAUCCGUCUCCUCCUAGCUGUUCCCUCUUAAGUGCUGGAAGAUGUUAUGCUGGAACCCAGAAUGUCUCUACUAUACAAAAAGAAGAAGCUUGGAAAGUUAAUGUGCGGAUCAAUGACUGUGAUCUUGAACAGGGUUAUUUAUGUGGAACAAUGGAAGCAGUUAAUGUUCCCUUAGCUGAUACCCCUGUGGUAACAUUCUGGGAGGGGGAGAUAGUGGAUGCUAAAAAUUAUACAUUUUUCACUGGCAAGUGGGAGGCAUCCCCAGAGGAUGAUAUUAGACACUGGUCCAAGUUCCCAUCAUUUACACCUCUUCUGAGUCAGAUAGAGACAGAUGGUGGCAAGUCUGUGGACUUCAGCAACUAUGCUUACAUAUUCAUGAGAUGGAAAGAGCAGUACUUUGUCAAUGUUGGAGUGGACUGUGGGUUGACCAUAGCUGGUUUCUACUAUGUCUGCUUUUCAUGUAGCGAUGGUUCCAUUAGCGGGUAUUAUUAUGAUCCAAACAGCAGUCCGUUUCAGAAGCUUGAACUGAAGUGUACCAAUGAGAAAGAUUCUGGAUUUACCUUUUCAUCCUACGAGCUGCAGUGAGAGACUGACAGGCCUGUUGUCAUUAUAGUAUUUGCGGAUGUUAAUAUACACAAUGUGUGUACUGAACUCAUAAUUUUGAAUGGCGUCCCAUUAAAAGAGCUGAGAUGGCAUGUUUGUAACAGUGAUUUUGAGCAAGAUGUAUUUUAUUCUCUUUGUAAUAUGAUUAUAAGCUGGUAAAAUUUCUAAUUUGAACCUACCUGUGUGUUCUUUUUGUGCUAAUCACGGCAUGGUUAUGUCCAGAAUAAAUAAGACAAGAAUGUGAGGGCUAGUUGCUCGUUCAAAGAAAUAUAUAUACUUCUUUCCAGAGUAA
This is a messenger RNA of Oryza sativa Japonica Group (Japanese rice), 1069 nucleotides long. RefSeq lists its product as uncharacterized. Gene Ontology annotation, cellular component: GID complex. NCBI's taxonomy places the organism in Eukaryota, Viridiplantae, Streptophyta, Magnoliopsida, Poales, Poaceae. Gene Ontology annotation, biological process: proteasome-mediated ubiquitin-dependent protein catabolic process; protein targeting to vacuole; protein catabolic process in the vacuole. The record is from RefSeq and is a predicted model, not a curated record.